Messenger RNA from Mycena citricolor, 6384 nucleotides. NCBI's taxonomy places the organism in Eukaryota, Fungi, Basidiomycota, Agaricomycetes, Agaricales, Mycenaceae. The record is from the annotation of a GenBank genome assembly.
ACUUACAUCGCUUCCUUGGGGGACUGGAUCACCGAUCAAGCUAAAAUUACAUUCGGUCUACGGCGGACUCGCGCAUCAAGAUCCCAGGGUGCUGCGCAGUUCAACUCCACAUAAAGACGUCUACACACACCUCUUUCGCCCUCAUUCCAGCUCAAACAAUGAUGGUCUCGCCUUCCUUGCCUGCGAGCCUUCCGGUGAUUCUGCUUUUGCUGCCCCUGGUCUGCAGCGAACCCAUCCACAUCCCGCUUGUCAAUCGAAGGACUGAUCGAGUCCGCACUCUUACCGACCACUUUGCUGCCGGGUCGUCUGCGCGGUCAAGAUAUGGCUAUGCUACCGGUCUUCCAUCCACGUCUUCAAGGAUUCGACGGGGUAGCACGAUCGACUUCUCAAUGGAAGACCAGGGAGCCGACGCGAGUUACAUUGGCAGUGUUUCCAUUGGCACGCCACCACAGACCUUCUCGGUUAUACUGGACACCGGAAGUUCCGACCUUUGGGUCGUGGACUCACAGUGUCUAAGCUGUGGCGGGGGCAGCUCCUUCACGUCUUCAUCUUCGUCGUCGUUUCUGCAAUCAAGCAGCCAAUCAGUGGAAAUCGUCUAUGGCUCUGGGCAGGUGGCCGGAACUGUAGCUACAGAUACUGUUAGCAUGGGCAGCCUCAGUGUUUCCUCGCAGGGGUUCUUAUUGGCAGAGCAGCUUACGCAGAAUCUCAUCCAGGGUCAAGUUUCCGGCCUGAUUGGUCUGGCCUUCCAGAGCCUAGCGCAGACGCAGGCUGUCCCUUUCUGGCAAGCCCUGAUCAACGCUAAUCAACUGUCGUCACCCGAAAUGUCAUUCCACUUGCUUCGCUCCUUAAGCUCGGGGGAUGCGCCAGGGGGGACAUUCACGCUCGGGGGCACCAACGCAUCGUUGUACACAGGGGACAUCGACUUCCAGAAUCUCGUCCAGUCUCCCGCAGGUGCGGCACAGACAUACUGGCUCUUGGACAUGUCAGCCGUCACGGUUCAAGGGAACGCGGUCACUCUACCACAGGGAGAUUCGGUCACAGCUGCUAUUGACACUGGAACGAGCCUGAUCGGUGCUCCCAGCAGCACCGUUUCAGCGAUCUGGGCUGCCGUUGAUGGGGCAAGUCCUCUCUCCGCCUCGAUAGGCCAAGGAUACUACCAGUUCCCCUGCUCUACCAACGUGAGCGUGACCCUCUCGUUCGGAGGCAAAGCCUGGCCUAUUAGCCCUGAGGAUAUGAAUCUGGGGCCCAUUCAGCAAGGCAGCUCUUUUUGCGUCGGAGCCAUAUUCGACUUGACGCUUGGCUCACAAGCCAGUUCAGGCAGUCCCGGCUGGGUGGUCGGGGACACUUUCCUGGUCAGCUCCUACUCUCAUCAGCAAUUCAAUUCUGUUUGACGACGAAUGUCGACAGAAAAAUGUGUACACCGUAUUCCGACAAAACCCAGCGUCUGUUGGGUUUGCCCAGCUUUCUUCGGACCCCACUGUGUCGUCUUCAACGAGUGGAACUGCUGUCAUCCCAGGGAACCCUGGCCUACCGACCGGGUCAGCGUCGGGAUCAGCGUCGGGAUCGACCUCGACGACUGUUACUUCUGCGGCGAUUGCCCUCGCUGUGCCCAGCAAGGCAUCCAUCCUGCUACUGUUUUUAGCCAUUUCAGCAAUUUGCGGACUGUCAUUAUAAUGUGAAUCUAUGUAGAUGCAGAGAAUUAUCAACGAUAUCGAAGAGAGACAAUAGAUAAUACUGUUCAUACAUGAGAACAAGACGCGAUGUCGAGAGUUGAAAUUUCAAGUGUGAUGGAUUGAACCCUUGAACGACAACCGACGCUUACCUUUCUUUAGGCUUUUUGGGCAUCAAACCACGCUGGGAUAACACCUGAAUACUCAACUCCAAUAAACUUAUCGUAUCGAUUGAUGCCUAAGACGUGGUAAUGGCCGAGAUGCUAAUGGGGUUCCGGUGACGAGUCCAGGAACCAAACAAACACGCGCUGCUUAGCAGCUUCCUCUAUGCCUAUCCCCAUUUCCUACGCCGAACGCGCUCGAGGCGCAGGAAAACCUACGUCUGCUCCGUCUCCCAGUCGCCAGCCAGUGCCCCGUGGGAGGACAACAAAUGGAUCCGUCGGCCCUGUUUUGAGUAGAGGCGGGGGAUUGAUUACCGAUGCUGCAGGUCCAUCCGCACCGGCAGCCGCUUCGCAUUUGGGGACGCCGGUGUCUCCAUCUCAAGCGCAGUCAACUCCAUCUAUUUCUGUUUCUACGAGCGCAUUGGCAGAUGACACGCUCGCACACACAACACCCAACUCGAGAACAACGACUGCGCCGCUCUCGCCUCAUCCCACAUCGCCGCCUUCCGUGUCUUCCUCUAACGCAGCCAUGUCAUCACCGUCUUCACCGACGUUCAUGUCAAAAGAGAGCCCUGCACCGCUCUCGCCCAAUGUCUGGGCUGUGCGCGCCGCUCAGCGUGCGUCUACUUCGUCCUCUCCAAAUCCGUCGCCACAUCGGUCUGCGUCCCCAGUGGGAUCCGCCGUACCGGUUCCUCUGCCUCCGCUAGGACCCCCGAGGGAUGAUGAAGAUGCGUUCGUCGUGCGCGUGAGGCAUUCGAACUCGACCGCCAGUGUGGGAAAUGGUGGACUGUCACCUAAGCGGAUGGGCGCUGAGAUGACGCGGCCAACUGCGGAAUCUGUCACGGUGAACGGACAUGGACUGGCAGCUCAGAGGCAAGAAGCGGGACGGGGAUCAACAGGACCUUCCUCUCCAUCUGUGUCUCCUCCAGCUUCUGUUGCCGUGUUCCCGCCAAAAGCACCGUCUCCCAAGCAAUCCUCCCGUCACCAAUCUUCAUCUCACACCCAAGCGAUUCAGCCAAUGCCAGUGCCACACCCAAGGUCUGGCGCAACCACCUCGUCCUCGGCUUCGGCUUCCUCAUCCCCUAAUCCCAAUCUAAAUCCGACUGUUGUUGCGAGCAACUCCCCACCUGCUUCAUCUUCGGCUUCGGCUCGCGGGAGCGACCGAAAAAUAGGGACAUCGCAAUUAUCGGUAUUUCCCACACCGGGAGAAGCCUCGCCUGCUACGGAGACGACGUCCAUACAGGUUAACGGGGCUUUGCUCUCCCCGUUGCCUCCGUUCUCGCGAUCAUCGCUCCCGGGGGAGGAGCCCCAGGCAUCUACCUCUCAACUGCCUGUCACAGCACCCCCAGCAAUAUCAACAUCGUCGUCGCGAUCGAGCUCGAAGAAGGGUCGAAAGUGGGUGCCGAUACCACCUGAAGAGUUGAGAGCUGCUGCCGAGGAGCACCAGAGAGCAACGAAUGGCUACAGCAACGAUUAUGGUGGCCACCGUCAUGGUCACGGUUCCGGUCGCUUCAACCGGGAAAGGAUGUCCAGGAAUUAUAGUCAAAGCCACAGCGGAACAACCUCGCGAGCAGAAAGUGUGGCUUCGGCCAGUCGCGGGUCAGUUGACCGAGCACCCAGUCCGAUUCCAGUGGUCAUGCCGCCACAUCUACAGUAUGGCACGGGGCAGAUGGCACUAGCACAGCCAUCUUGGGGCGGGUAUCAACCACCUCAGCCAAUGUACAACGCGCCGGCUUACUAUGGCGCACCAUACGGUUAUGAGCCUCCAGUACCGUACGGGGGCUACUGGGCCCCACCCUGGUAUCCGCCACCGCAGCCGCCAAUGCCUCCGCCCCUCGACACAAAGCCGGAACGGGAGCGGGAGCGGCCCCCUCCGCCAACAGAAUCAGCUCCGAUCUCCGUCUCCACCAGCUUGGGUUCGUUGCCCACUCAAGAGCCUUCGGUGGUGUUCGGGACGGUCGAUGAUUCAACCACCGAAAUGCCCGCCAGUGCCUCGCAGUUCCCGACAUCUGCAAGCGUGAACGCACAUUCGCCUGUGUUUGCAAUUGGCGUAUCGCCCAGGACGCAGGCAAGAAGACUGGAAGAGCAGCCGCAAAAGCAGAUCAUUGAUGUGACUGCUACGGAGCAUGGGCGAUGGGAGUUUGGUACAACCAGAGAAGAAACGCACGCGGAGAUUCCGAGUGGACAAUACUAUCAGCCACCACCACCACCUUGGAUGAUCUACGGGGGAUACGCCCCAUACGAUGGCCAAUAUAGCGCUCCGUACGCGAUGCCUCCACAUGGCAUGGCACCUGGUGGAAUCCCUCCUGCGGUGAUGGGAGCUGGAUAUGCAAUGCCUCAGCCUGAACCCGAUUGGCAGGUUAGGGACUUCGGGUACAAUUCUGGGCCUGGAUAUACGCGAGAACCAUUCAUGCCACGGCCGGAUCACAUGGUCCAGCACCCUGAUGGUCCGCUGGACUUUUCUGCUGGGGGGCGUGGAAGCUACCAUGGUGGAAGACGAGCGCGGGCCGGAUUCCGUGGCUACGGCAGAGGGGGAGGAUUUCAGCGAGGAGGAUUCCAGCAGCGACCGGCGCCGCCGUUCAGUGUAUUGCCGGCACCGGAGCUGCGGACUCGUAUCACGUUCCCGAUUGACCGGCUGCGAGAAGAGAUCCUCGGCCAGCUCGAGUUCUAUCUGAGUCCAGAUAACAUGGCAACAGACUUUUAUCUGCGGCAGCAGAUGGAUUCCGAGGGCUGGAUCCCCGUCGAGGUGCUCGGAUCGUUCAAGCGAGUGCAAGCGAAGACGAAGGAUCUCGCCCUCGUCCGCGAUGUGCUGAGCCUGUCCGAAUAUGCUGAGAUCCGGGGGAACUGGGUGAGGAGCCGAGAAUGCGGCAAGCGGUAUGUGCUGCCCACGGCGAAGCAGAGCGUCGUGGAGGUCGAGGCGGAGCGCAGUGUGUACGAUCUGGUCAUGCAGAGCAAGAGCAGCAGCAGCGAGUCCGUCCCAGCCGAGGAGGACGACGCAGAAGAGGACGACGAAGAGGACGAAGUCGUGUUUGUGCUGGACAACCACGAGGCAUCUGCCUGGAACCCGCAACGGAGAGUGUAGCCCGGGCCCGUUGCAUUUGCGUCAUCCCAUUUGUUGUAGGUUAUUGUACUACUCGCUCGCUGCUUCUUGCCUUACAUUGCCUAUCAUAUACGUACUUAUCUGUUACCGUCGAUACUUGUCCAGGUUCUGCUCGAUUUGCGCAUAUACGCUAGUGCCACCCAGUUGCUUCCGCUCCUCGUACUCCGGCGUGCCCAUCGGAUGGCCGCCGGACCGCGCGUCCCGGACAUGCAGCUUCUCAGGAGCCGGCAACAAACAUCUCGGCAGCGAUGUCGAGCUCGACACCGAUGCCGCGCCAGACGGGAGCAUGUACUCCGCUAAAACCAUUUCAGUCACCCCCGGAGGCUCGCUUGGUCGAGCCGCGGGACGCGUAGACCCGUAGCCGGUAUGCCUCGAUUUAGGCGUCGGAGAGUUCUGCGGAUACACGUUGCGGCUGUUCCUCCGCUGUUUCGGCAUCCAGGUGGCUCGCUGCUCCUCGCCGUGCGGGCGGCGUGGAAGUUGUGUCAUCGGCUGGCACAUGUGCGGCUUGACGUCGUCGUCGUCGCCGGGCUGCGCACGAGUCGCUUGGGGAGGCUUCUCCGAGCUGGCCCGCCGCCUAAAGAAGAACAGCCCUGCCAACAGGAUCACGGCACCGACAGUCGACAGUGGCACGACGAAGGCAGCGGCAGGUGGAGGCGCGGCCUUGGUCGUAAGCACAUUGGCGGUUGACAGUGGAAACACCGAAGAUUUGAUCGCUUGCGUUGUAGCAGCCAAGUUUGGCGCCGGUUGUGUCUCUGAGAAGAAGUAUUGACUUUGUUGAGGCGGAGACAGAGAAGACGAGAUGACGGGAACGGCUUGGCUUGGAGCGAAAGGUGCUUGAGCUGCGACUGGUGCUUGAGGAACGUUGGCGGCUGCGGCUGGUAAGGAUUGUUGGAUAGAGUUGGGGCCGGAUGAGGCUGCGCCGGUGGCUAGGAAACCGGUGAAGGAACGUCGUCGAGCACUUUGGCAAAGACCGCUUACGAUCGAUGGUGAACACUGGCGACCGCAUCUUCGCACCGCCAGCUGCGCUUUCCUCAAGCAAGAUAUAGUAUUGGCCCGAGUCCUGAUCCAAAAGCAUCCCUCGAAGAGAAACCGGCGGGAGCGGAGACAACAGAAGCAGGGCUGGCACAGAGCUUGAGUGUCGGGGACGAGAGCGCGGCAGAUGCAAGCCAUUUGACAGGGAUUGUUGUCCCGGGAGCGUAGAUGUCGCCUCCGAGCGGAGUGGCCCAUCCAAUGCUUGAGGGGGAGUUUCGGGACGAUAGUUCCGAGCUGGCUUUUGACAUUGCGUUCAGGAUAGACUCGAGAUUAGGGAAACUGAAACUAAAGGGGAGAGAUUUGAUUCGGGUAGUCCGAGCGAGAAUAGGACGCCGCCCACGGCGCUUGCGAUGAAUCAUCUUGAAAUCAAUGGGAUCAAGAGACGAAGGAGUAAAGACAGUGGGGUUGGCUGUAAGAUAAU